AUGGGUCACUGCAGUCGAAAGCUAGGCGGGCUGGCGGCACACCCCACCAACCACGAGAUGUGCUCGGUUGGCGACGACCAAAGCAUUCGCGUAUGGGACCUCAUCCACCAUCGCAAUCUUCGCAUGGUCAACUUGGACGCGCCCGCUCGAUCGUGCAUGUACUCUCCCGACGGGGUGUCGUUGGUCGUGGGCGCGCAAGACAACUCGAUUUACAUCUACGACGUCCCCAACGAAUACGCCAAGCGCGCCACCUUUACCAAGCACAAGAGGGUGUGGGAUUUGUACCGGCAUCGGUGUGUGCUGAAAAUGGCGCUGGACACGGCAUCUCGCGCCGUCGCAAUCGGCACAAGAAGGAUGGUACGCUCCUGA
This is a messenger RNA of Aphanomyces invadans, 369 nucleotides long. RefSeq lists its product as hypothetical. Lineage: Eukaryota; Oomycota; Saprolegniomycetes; Saprolegniales; Verrucalvaceae. The record is from RefSeq and is a predicted model, not a curated record. The transcript is spliced from 3 exons. Bases 1 to 369 code for a protein of 122 amino acids. Gene Ontology annotation, molecular function: protein binding.